Messenger RNA from Drosophila erecta, 1144 nucleotides. RefSeq lists its product as uncharacterized. The record is from RefSeq and is a predicted model, not a curated record. The coding region runs from base 70 to 570 and encodes 166 amino acids. The transcript has a single exon. Lineage: Eukaryota; Metazoa; Arthropoda; Insecta; Diptera; Drosophilidae.
GCUCGAGGAGCUAGAACUUUGAAUUAUACUGAAAAACACGAAACACUGUUCCAGUCAACUAGUCCCGCUAUGAGAGCCUCUUUUCUGAUCAGUCGCAAGCAGCCAUGGAUGGGGCAGCUGCUGCUCAUGGCCAGGAACAAGGCGCUCACGCUCCUGCUAAAGCUGUAUAGGCGGACUCCCAUCUUCAGACCGCGACACCUGCCAGGAAGGAAUCGGACCCAGAGCGGUGGACCUGCCCGCGAUAGUACGAUCAGGCCCUCUGCCAAAAACACGAAUCUUUCCUGUCGUCUUUCCCAACUCACCAUGCUUGGCAGCCUCGAGCGCCUGGAUGAGCUAAGAGAGGACGACUACCUCAAUGAGGACAGCGACGUGGAAUUCGGAGCGGACGGAGAAAUUCUUCUGGACAUGCACAGUCGGCGGGGACAGGGUAACUUUGAGCUGGCUCUAAUGGCGGGCGGGCAACUGGACGUGGACUCCGAGGAGGACGGGGAAUACGACGAGUGGGACUGCGAAGGAUAUGUGCGGUACGUGGAGUACGGGCAGUGCGAGGGGGGGAGUGAUCUGAUCUAGUGCUUGGACGGAUCGGGCAGGAUCUGGAACACGUUGCAGAUGCCCACGAGCCUUCCCACAAAGUUCUUCCACAAAGCGAGGCGGCUACCUCCCCAUCUAAGCCAUGAAGCGUGGCAACGCCGCAAUGCCAACAAUAGGUGCUCUCGUUUGGCGCCAAUACUAACGACAGCAAUGUAAAACACUAGAGCACUCUGGCGAGAGGGCACGUCAAGUGCAGAGAGAGAGCCCGCACCCGUGGCGAGGAGGGGGCGGGGGCGGGGGAGCCAGGACGGUCGGAGAGUGUGCACAAAAAAAUUUGCCGGCAGCUUAGUUUUUUUUGCCGGUGCAAAAAGUCGAAUGCGAGCGAACGCUGAAAGCUUCCACUCUCCCUCCGAUUUAGAUUCCGAUUCCGAUUCCUAUUCAAAUUCACAUUCACGUUCACGCUCGCACUCAGAUUCCGAUUCCGAUUUCGAGUUCGAGUUCGAGUUCGAUUUGGACCUCCCCCCCUGGCACUACGGUACCUCAUCAGCGCCAUCACCAUCGCCAAGUCACACACGGCGUAUACAUAAUCCAAAUAAAAGGCAAACAUCAAGUA